CUUAUCAUAAAUUAUACGAGUAAUUUAGGAUGAUGUAAACUUCAAUUUGGUCUCGUCUGCCACUGCCGCCUUUGCUAACCCCUCUCCUUUUUCUCUCUCUUCUUAACCCCGCAAAGUCUCCGACAUUUCCUCUGCCAAUCCCUGGAAUUUCUGCGCCCUUUUCUUUUUUAUUCUUUUAGGUUUUCGCAGUUUUCUUCAACACUCCCAAAGAAGCAAAGAUGCAGCAACACCAGCAACAACUACAACAACAGCAACACCAGCAACAACAACACCAGCAGCAACAACAGCAACAGCAGCAGCAGCAGCAGCAACAACAGCAACAACAACCUCAAAUGUUUAACAUCCCGUCUUCACAACCCACCAUUAUAAUCACCACCGAGCAAAUUCAAAAGUAUCUGGAUGAGAAUAAGCAGCUGAUUUUGGCAAUUAUGGAAAGUCAGAACAUGGGGAAAAUCAAUGAGUGUGCCCAGUAUCAAGCUCAGCUGCAGAAAAACUUAAUGUACCUGGCUGCAAUUGCUGAUGCUCAGCCGCCAGCAUCAACAGGGCCUACUCAGCCUCAGAUGCCCAUGCAAUCUUCCAUUCCACAAGGCCCUUUCAUGCCGCCUCCAAAACCUGCAGUUAGUCCACAGCAAGCAGGUCCUAGAAUGCCCUUUGCCAUGCAGGUGUUUGAUCAGCAGUCACCCCAUAUGCAAUACCAACAAACUAUGGCAGGUUCCAUGGGCAUGAGAAUGGGUGGAAACAAUGGUUUACGCCCUGCUUCCCACACUGGUUUCGGAGCUCCAACACAGUUGAUGGAUGCACGUAACAGACAAGAUGGUUCCGAUGCCGGUCCUGGUGAUGAUCAUGGGAAGUGAUGUAACAAGGUGCUCGCUGAGAGAAUCAUGGAUCUGCUUGGGUGCUUAUGGUGAAAAUUUUGCUAUCCAAAGAUAUGAAAUACUUUACACUAGUUUUCAACCCAGCAGGUUUCACUGAUUUCAAAUAGAAGAAUUUGGUUUGCUUUGCCAAGUUCAAUAAUUUUGCA
Chenopodium quinoa (quinoa) is the source of this 1021-nucleotide messenger RNA. Its product is annotated as GRF1-interacting factor 2-like. Gene Ontology annotation, molecular function: transcription coactivator activity. The record is from RefSeq and is a predicted model, not a curated record. Lineage: Eukaryota; Viridiplantae; Streptophyta; Magnoliopsida; Caryophyllales; Amaranthaceae. Gene Ontology annotation, biological process: positive regulation of transcription by RNA polymerase II. The transcript is spliced from 4 exons. Gene Ontology annotation, cellular component: nucleus. The coding region runs from base 219 to 854 and encodes 211 amino acids.